AUGUUACCUACUUUGUUGUCCCCACCGCAACACGACACUUUGUUGUCUCCACCGCAACACGACACUUUGUUGUCUUUGUUGUGCCCACCGCAACACGACACUUUGUUGUCUCCACCGCAACACGACACUUUGUUGUCCCCACCGCAACACGACACUUUGUUGUGCCCACCGCAACACGACACUUUGUUGUCCCCACCGCAACACGACACUUUGUUGUGCCCACCGCAACACGACACUUUGUUGUGCCCACCGCCACACGACACUUUGUUGUGCCCACCGCCUCACGACACUUUGUUGUCUCCACCGCAAUACGACUCUCCCUCCUCCCCCUCCUUCCCUAGGGAUAUCCUGGCUGCAGGAGGGACCGUGGGGGACGCGGCGAUAGCGGCACUGCUUUGUGUGGGGGUCGUGAAGCCCCAGUCGAUGGGGUUGGGUGGGGGGUUCAUGUUGACCCAUUACAACCCCACCACGGGGCAGGCACUCACCCUCGACGCAAGGGAGCGUGCCCCACUCGCCGCCCACCAGGAUAUGUACCACGGCGACGCACAACUCUCUUUUGUGGGCGCGCUGGCCGUGGCGGUGCCCGGGGAGGUGCGAGGCUACCGCGCGCUGUACGAGGCGGUGGGCGGGGCCUUAGAGUGGGCGGAGCUUUUCGUGCCCGCGUUGCGGUUGUGCGAGGAAGGGCAUCCUGUGUCCUGGCAUCUUGCCAAAGCCCUGCAGCAGAAGAGGGAGUACAUCCUGGCCGAGCCUAGCAUGAGCAUUUUCGUGGACAACACGACGGGGGACGUGUUGCUGGAGGGUGACAUGCUCUACCGCCCUGACCUGGCGGCGACCCUGCGGGUGUUGCAGCAGGAACCAGACGCCCUCUACACCGGCAGCCUGGCGCGGGGCUUCGUUGAGGACCUGGCACAGCUCGGGGGCAUCAUCACCACCCAGGACAUGGAGGAAUAUCAAGUGACGUGGUCAGAGGCGAUGACGGUUGCCCUUAACACCUCCAAUGCCACCCUCAUCACCGGACCCCCUCCAGGGUCGGGCGUGCUGCUGGGGUUUAUGUUGAACGUGCUGGACGGGUACGGGCUGGACCCUAACGACGUCCAGGACGUGUCCAGCAGCGUGCUCACACAUCAACGUAUCACUGAGACGUUCAAGUACGCAUAUGCCCUCAGGACCCAGCUUGGGGACCCUCAGUACGUCGACGUACAGGACUUGCUGAGUAACCUGACGUCGGAGGCGUACGCUGAGUACAUCAGACUGCAGGUGCUGGACAACAGUACAUCACAGGACCCAGAGUACUACGGGGGACAGACCUACAUCCCCCGGGACCACGGCACCGCCCACAUCUCCAUCCUGGGACCCAAUGGGGACGCCAUCGCUGUCACCUCCACCAUCAACUCUUACUUCGGGGCAGUGAUGAUGGCCACCACCGGCAUCAUCUACAACAACGAGAUGGACGACUUCUCCUCCCCCAACAUCACCAACGACUUCGGCCUGCCGCCAUCACCUGCUAACUUCAUCGUACCUG
Molecule: messenger RNA, 1522 nt
Organism: Hyalella azteca
Lineage: Eukaryota; Metazoa; Arthropoda; Malacostraca; Amphipoda; Hyalellidae
Product: glutathione hydrolase 1 proenzyme
Biological process (GO): glutathione catabolic process
Cellular component (GO): plasma membrane
Molecular function (GO): glutathione gamma-glutamate hydrolase
Source: RefSeq, a predicted model, not a curated record